Camellia sinensis is the source of this 945-nucleotide messenger RNA. RefSeq lists its product as uncharacterized. Gene Ontology annotation, cellular component: endoplasmic reticulum. The record is from RefSeq and is a predicted model, not a curated record. Lineage: Eukaryota; Viridiplantae; Streptophyta; Magnoliopsida; Ericales; Theaceae.
UUAGUAGAAAGAAAUCAGGUCAGCCAAUACCCACCAUCCAUUAUCACCAAUCACAAAUCACAACGUUCUCAAACAACUUAGCAAGAAAAGAAAGAAAGAAAGAAAGAAAGAAAUGGUGAUGGUGUCUGUGAUGAAGCUUAUGGACAGGGUUCUGAUAGUGUUCUCUAUUGCGUUUGGAGUGGCUGCACCCUUUGACGCAGGACUAUUGUUCCUCACCCCAAAUCUAGACCCCAACAACAACAAUAACUUGCUGGUUCAUCACCUCAAGCCUUUGUACGAAUUCAAGUACGGGGAUUACUUGGUCACAAACAAGCCAGCUUUCUUUGUGGCCCUGGUGUGGCUCGAAGUAGUGUUCCUCUGGCCUUUACAGCUUCUCAAUCUCUAUGGCAUUCUCUCUCCCCAUGCUUCUUGGCUCCCUCUCACCUUCUUGCUCUUUGGUGCCUCCUAUUGCACAACCAUGUAUGCAGUAUUAGCAGAAGUGAUGUCGCAUACAGUGUCGGACACGCUUAUAAUGCUCUAUCUUCUCUUCAUUGGUUGCGGUGUUUUAUCCAUUCUGCGUGGCCUGCUAACAUACUACUCUUCUGCUGCUGGUAAGACUACAAAAAUCAACACGAGACAUGAAUCAAGUGGAAGCGGUAAAAAGAGGGCUUGAAGAAUUCCAUAAAAACUUUGAUCAUCGGUGAUGAUUUCUACUAGGUAUACAACAUAUAUUGAAUUAAGUUGAGAAACUAGCAUUAUAUGCAUUGAAAAAUAUAGUCUAUUUUCUACUGAUAGCCGGCUGCUAUAUAUCAUUGAAUGAAUAUCACGGAUUUUUUCUUCUUCUUCUUCACUAUUUGCUUGAAUACACGCCAUAAACGUCAUGUGUAGAUGUAAAAUUUCUAUUAUUUUUACACGAUAUUUGUGAUUUUAGUUUGGAGUUGAAAAAAUAGUGAUGUUUAUCUGGUG